AUGGAGCCCGUGAGCCUCCCGGACGAUGCAGCCUUUCGGGAUUUCGUGGCGGAAUGCGAGUCGCAGGACGGGUGGCUGAGCUGGUACGACCGCUCUGGGGUCUCCGUCUGGGAGCAGGUGGUUCCUUAUGCGGACCUGGCGGUGUACCGCCUCAAGGGCAUGAUUGACAUGGCAGGGGUCUCCGCAGAGACAGCCUAUGAUGUCCUACAUGACACUGAGUACCGCAGCAUGUGGGACAUAAACCUUGUUGAGACGCAUCAGAUCGCUCGUCUCACAGACAAUGCUGAUAUUAGCUACUAUGAAUGGAAGUGCCCAAAGCCCUUGAGGAACAGAGAUGUGGUGACUCUGAGAUCAUGGAAAGUCCUGGAUAAGGAUUAUAUUAUCAUGAACUUCUCUGUUAAACAUCCGAAUUACCCUCCACGCAAGGACACAGUGCGGGCUGCCUCACGUUUGGCUGGAUACCUGGUGCAACCAACUGGACGCGACAGUUGCAAGCUGACUUACCUGGCACUGCUUGACCCUAAAGGAUUUCUGCCCAAGUGGAUUGUGAACAAAGCUGUUCAAUUCCUGGGACCACAGGUGAUGAGGAAGCUGCAUAAAGCUUGCAUGGAAUACCCCGCCUGGAAGCAGGAGCACAACAUGGAUGUGAAGCCUUGGCUGCACCCUGAGCAGAGCCAGCUCCCCACCAUGUUGGUGUCUGAGUUGGCUAUUCAGCAUGCUGCCUCCCUGGAGCACUUCGAUGAGAGCAGCGUUAAAGAGGUCAAGGAUCAACAGGGAGAAGCCAGCGGGUCCGACUGACUACAUCACUUUGUGCUUUUUCGCAGUUUGAGGACAUUCUCUAGUCUGCCACUGUGCCUUUCUGAGAAAUGCUAAAUUAUUCCAGUUUAUUUCAUGUAGUAGCCAGCUUUUGGGGGUUAUUCUCUCUCAAGCACCUGUUGCAAACUUGUGGUUGGAGGGGCAACUCUCUGUCAAGACCACCUCCCCAUGCUCUUAGCUGUUCUGCCCAAGGAGGGGAGAAGGCUUUUAACAGUGGAGCUGCAGUAUUUAAUCAGUGGUUUGUUUUUAGAAGACCUUUCGAACCAGGGAAAUGCUGCAUAUUGUGCUUAUUUUAGAUCAAGAGAAUAAUAUAAUAAUUGAUGACUGGCUGUGCCAAUUCUUGGAUGAGCUUCAGGAAAAUGAUAGAUAAUUUUGAGAUUCUAUAUUUAAUGGUUUUAUGGGGAGCUGUUGUUUUAUUUCAUCAGAUUUAUUUGUUGCCUAUGAAACUUCUCUAGGUGACUUACAUAAAUUUGUCUUACUGUGUGAAAUGCAAUGAUAAAACAACUUCUUCCCCCCUAAUAAACAACUGCAAAUAAUAAAAUGCAA
This is a messenger RNA of Podarcis muralis (Common wall lizard), 1362 nucleotides long. Its product is annotated as START domain-containing protein 10-like. Gene Ontology annotation, cellular component: microvillus; intercellular canaliculus; membrane. Lineage: Eukaryota; Metazoa; Chordata; Lepidosauria; Squamata; Lacertidae. Gene Ontology annotation, molecular function: lipid binding. The record is from RefSeq and is a predicted model, not a curated record.